CACUCACAAUAAAGCCAGGGCCAAAGAAGAAAGUUACAAAGAAUUUUUAUUUUGCAGUUGAAGUCGGGUGGGGGAGCAGCAGGUCGGGUAAUCGAGUCUCCCGCAGCCAUUUUUCUUUCGUCUUUCGUCUUGAAACCCUCGUGCUUACAUUCAUGUCGCAAGACAAGGGGCGCCCGCUGCCAAAGUUCGGUGAGUGGGAUGUGAAUGACCCAGCUUCAGCAGAAGGAUUUACUGUGAUAUUUAACAAAGCAAGAGAUGAAAAAAAGACAGGUGGUAACUCUAGGAUCCCUGGUGUUCCUGCAGAUUCUCCUGCUAAAGAUGAUGAUGUUUAUAAGCACCAUGGAGAUCAGAAUAAGCCAGCUGCUAGAAAGUGGCUUUGCUGCAUGCAGCCUAGUGCUGUGGAGUCCUAACAAAGUUAUUUAGAUCUUCUAGUUUCUGGGUUUUUUUUUUCUACUUUUGAAGAAAUUGAUGUAGUUCAUUGUACUGGGAACUCAGAUGUAUUAUAGAGGCCUGAGUUGCAGCAAGUACUAGACUGAAGAUCCAGCUGUUUUAUGUUAAAAUAUGAUAAAAAAGAGAGGAGGAAGGGGUGGUAUACAUGGUGGGUGUUAUGUUUUUGUUCAUUACAGCUCCUGUUUGUAUAUGAUUUUGAGUCUUCAAUGUACUGGUUUGGUUCAUUUGUACACCUGAGAGCGGAACAGAAGGUUUAUAUUUAUUUAGCAUUGAGGCUCAUUGUGUGAUACAGUUUAAAGCUGCCAAUUCGUAAUAUUUUUUUUUUGAUGAACAGAAGUUGCCAUCCAUUUUUUCAGAAUUAUUCUAAAUUAAAUACAUAUGCAGUGGGAAAUAGUUAUCGUGAA
Cryptomeria japonica (Japanese cedar) is the source of this 854-nucleotide messenger RNA. RefSeq names its product protein NOI4. Lineage: Eukaryota; Viridiplantae; Streptophyta; Pinopsida; Cupressales; Cupressaceae. The transcript is spliced from 3 exons. The record is from RefSeq and is a predicted model, not a curated record. Bases 153 to 410 code for a protein of 85 amino acids.